Pseudogymnoascus verrucosus is the source of this 956-nucleotide messenger RNA. RefSeq lists its product as uncharacterized. Gene Ontology annotation, molecular function: protein binding. The record is from RefSeq and is a predicted model, not a curated record. NCBI's taxonomy places the organism in Eukaryota, Fungi, Ascomycota, Leotiomycetes, Thelebolales, Thelebolaceae. The coding region runs from base 155 to 862 and encodes 235 amino acids. The transcript is spliced from 3 exons.
CAAAACUACAUUCCAGCAAGUACCCGAAUAUAUUCACCUCCACCCCUCACAACAUUAUUUUCCUACACCUUUCUACACCAGGUGGACCAUACACCAGACAACAAGAGUUGGCUACACCGAAUUCAUUUACCGCACUUAACUGAAUCAUCGAAGAAUGGCUCCCAAGCAUUCUGGCAAGUAUGAUAAGCUCACAACCAUGUACAACUGCUUGUGCUCGGGGGCCUUCUCCGACCUUACAAUUACCUGCGGCAGCGAGACCUGGAAAGCCCACCGAGUGGUAGUGUGUCCCAAAUCGUCGUUUUUCAGAGCAGCCUGUGUUGGAAACUUCAAGGAAGCUGCCACUGGGGUUAUAAACCUUGAAGAAGACAAUCCAUUGAUGGUGCAGUUCAUGAUGGACUACUUGUACACGGACAACUACCUCGACUUCGGUCAGGUGCCUCCCACUGGGUGUCCCAGCAAGCCAAUCAUUCAUAUACAGAUGUAUUCCCUUGGGGAUAAAUAUGAUAUUCCAAGUCUACGCCACAUAUCGACCCGCCAGUAUCGAGCCUCUUUGCGAGACGGAGAAGCGAGUUUCGAGGAAUAUUUAGCUUCUAUCCCCGAAGUCUAUCAGCCACUAGCAUCAAACGGUUUACGGAAAGCAGCAAUCAAUCACGCAAGGUUGGAGUUGAGCAAGAGUACUUGUUCGGACGAGUCAAGGUCUAUGCUCAAGCGAGUCAUGAAAGAGAUCCCGGAGUUUGGCUCUGACCUGAUUGAUGCCGUUCUCGCUGCACCGGUUCCAGGCAUGUGCGAAGAUUGUAGAGACGAUCAUAUGCAUGGGGAAAAUCUAGCCAUAUGUCACGUUUGCGGCGUUAUCAUUGAGUAAACAUCACAAGAAUAUUCAAAUACGCAUCGGAACUGGUAGAAAUUAUGCCAUGACAUUGUCCUUACAGCCUAUAACGCCUCCUUUAAUAAGAGAC